AUGGCUUUCGUCACCAAGAAGGACUCUGGAGUGAAGACGGUGGUGAAGGGCUUCCUCACGGGUGGCACCCAAGCUGCAAUCACCUAUCCCACCGAGUACGUGAAGACGCAACUGCAACUGCAAUCGAAGGCAAACCCUGAGUAUGCGGGUAUUAUCGACUGUGCAAAGAAGACGAUGGAACAACAUGGUGUGAAAGGCCUCUACCGAGGCGCAGGCGUUCGGAUUAUUGGGGCUGGCUUCCAGCAGAUGUGCAGGUGGGGCGCCUACACCAACCUCACCCAGGUCUUCCGUGAUCCAGAGACCGGCAAGCUGAGUCAAAUGAACAACGUGAUUUGCGGCCUGGGUGCUGGCAUUUGCGAGGCGGUCUGUGCCGUGACACCGGUGGAGACCGUGAAGACACGAGUGACCGACGACCAGCGAAGAGGAACUGGUAACUACAAGGGCUCUGCAGAUGCCAUCGUGAAGAUCCUGAAAUCCGAAGGGCCCAUGGGUCUGUACCGAGGUGCGUUCCCCACGAUUUUGAAGCAAGGCACCAACCAGGCCGUCAGGAUGCCAUUGCAGGUCGCCAUCUUCGGCGUCAUCUCCUUUGGCGACGAGUCGCAGAAGCAGAACCCCUUGAUGAACGGGGCCGCCGGCUUUUUGGCGGGCUGCGGCUCGGUGCUGCUCACGCAGCCCCAGGACUGUGUGAAGAGCCGAAUGCAAGGUGAGGCGGCGAAGGAGCUCUACUCCGGCACCGUGGACUGCGCGAUGAAGAUGUUGCGACAGGAGGGCCCCAGCGCGUUCUUCUCUGGAGCAAUCCCCCGAUGCGUACAGGUGGGCAUGACCAGCGGUAUCAGCUUUGCUCUCUUCCCAGUGAUCAGCACCGGUGCUGAGAAGAUCCGAGGGGAGCUCUCCGGGAUUGGCCCGGUGCAUGUGGCUGCUCAACAGGGCGAUGUGGGCCUCUUGCGCUCGAUGUGCGCGGAGAGCUUGCGGCAGACAUUCCGGGGCACCACGGCCUUGCACCUGGCGGCUGCCAGCAACCAGCUACGGGCCAUGGACGUCCUGUCGCAGGCCUUCCAGGAUGUGGACGCGAGGGACGCGCGGCAGCGGACGCCGUUGAUGCACGCGGUGGCGGCUCGGGCACCCGAGGCAGUGGUUUGGCUGGCCAAGAGGAGGGCAGAGCUCGGGGCAGUCGACUCGGAUGGCCUCAGCCCGCUGCAUUUGGCGGCCACCACCAGCGGCGGCUCAGGCGCUGCAGCGAGCGGCGCGUCGAUGGCAGCGCUGCUGGCGACGCUGGGCGCUCCGGUGGAGCUGAAGGACGCUGAAGGGAGGACGGCACUAGGUGCUGCCGUGGAUGCGAACCGCUUGGAAGUGGUCGAGCAGCUGGUGCUCUCGGAUGCCUUGCUGGGCAGUACCCACCCCGCUGAGAUCAAGCGUGAGGCGCUCUUGCGCACUGGCGGCGGCGGCGGCGGCUGGGUACGGCGAUGUUUGGAGCAUCAGGUGGGCUGCCACCAGCUCCUGCCAGGCCAGUUUGGCUUCUUCAGUUGUGGACCUCCACAACCUUGUGGUUGCGGGCCCGAGCAGGUGCAGACCCAUCCACGGGAGCUCUCGCUGCUGUCGGGCGUCUUGGCGCUGCUGGGUGCCUGGAGGCUGCUGAAGCUGGAUCUGGAAGGUGAUGCUGAUGAGGUGACUGAGAUCCUUUGCAUUAUAGCCAUGGGCUGCACGCUGGCAGGCUACGUGUGCUUCUUCAUGGCCGCCUGUCGUUCCGCGGCUCCGGCGCCCGGCGCAGCACCGGAGAUGCCCGGCGCGGAGGAGGGUUACGAGCUGGCACUGCGGCAUGCGGCCGCUGUAACCUGGAACAGCCCGGAAGAGCUCUUCCAAUGGUGGGGCACCAAGGCGCCGAUGAUCCACGAGCUGAGAAUGCUGGGCCCCGAGCGGUCCAAGUUCUGUUCAGCGACGCGGCGCAUCGUGCCUGUCUUCGACCACUACUGCGCCUUCCUGCGAAACUCGGUGGGCCAAGGCAACUAUGGGGCCUUCUUCGGCUGCAUCUCUCUGGCAGUUUGCACGUGCAUUUGUUUGGUUUGGGCUGCAUGGCGCCUGGACUGUCUAGUGCUGGUGGGCUUUUAUGUGGCGAUGGCACUGGCACCGACAGUGCUUGUGGCCUUUCACAUAGCGCUGAACUGCUUCGGGUUGACGACCUGGGAGAUGCUUCAAAUCAGCAAGCAGAGGCCGGUGCCUUACUUGCUGGACGAGCAGGGCCAAUAUCAGAACCCCUACGACCGAGGCUUCCUCCGCGUCUCGGGAGACGACAGACGGACCGGUGAAACGGAACGUGGACCCAUCGGAUUCAUCGGAACUCCAGUGAGAGAAUACGCCACACUGGUUCAUCGCCGGGUUUACUUAAGUGCAUGGCUGUCCUGA
This is a messenger RNA of Durusdinium trenchii, 2400 nucleotides long. The record is from the annotation of a GenBank genome assembly. NCBI's taxonomy places the organism in Eukaryota, Dinophyceae, Suessiales, Symbiodiniaceae.